Drosophila willistoni is the source of this 4002-nucleotide messenger RNA. It is a transcript of the gene bgcn, whose product is annotated as benign gonial cell neoplasm protein. The record is from RefSeq and is a predicted model, not a curated record. The coding region runs from base 5 to 3817 and encodes 1270 amino acids. Gene Ontology annotation, cellular component: intracellular anatomical structure. The transcript has 6 exons. Gene Ontology annotation, molecular function: RNA binding; protein binding. NCBI's taxonomy places the organism in Eukaryota, Metazoa, Arthropoda, Insecta, Diptera, Drosophilidae.
UUAUAUGUACUUCACGUCUUACACAUUAUUUUCAUUUGUAGCUGUGUUUUAUUUUUUUUUUGGUAAAGAGAUCAUGAACCAAAUUAUUCAAGAAAAAUUUAUCCCUCAGCAAUUGCUACAUUUCCUUGCUGGACGACGAUGUUGCCAAGCAUUUCCAUGCACGUUUCGAACGACUGAUCAUCAAGUUUUUAUAAAUUCCGCCCGGGCGCUGGGAUUGCGAUCACUUUGCGUUUUCAACAAUGGUCUGACCAUCAAGGUCUUUAAGCAAGCAUGCAGACAUUAUCUAGAAGAACCCAAAGUCUUGGCCUUAUCAUCCACAACCAUCAUGAAUAUGUUUACCUUGCUGAGUCGCGCAUCCUUGAUGGCAAAAGAUUUGGAGAUUUGCCCGGAUUAUAUGGGAUUGGGGGAAGUUGAAAUAGAAGUUCCGCAACUUGCGGUCCAGCUGCCAUUAUCACAAAUACAACCGGCUAUGCCACGUUUCAAAACUGAGAGUCAACGGAAUAUCCUUCGCAGCUUUCCCGGCUAUUCCUCUACACCGGAAGUUUUAAAUUCCAUUUAUUCCCAUCGGGUUGUUGCCUUCAAUGCAGAUUUAUAUUGGGACAAGUCGGUAUACAUUCCACUUAUUCUACUCGAUGAUUGCGAGCAAAAGAAGACAGGACUACGAAUCAUGUGCAUCGAAAGAGAUCAGAUCAUUGCUAUUCACAACAGCCAGCGUAUGGCCCAAUUUUUUGUUGAAGAGGUUGGCAAUACGGUGGGGAUUGAUGUGCCGCAAAGCACAAUCAUAAGUCCAAGUACUCAGAUAAUAUAUUCAACAGCCAAGCAAUUUCUACGUUCCAUGGUCAGUCAUAACAGUGAAAAGUUUCAGAACAUAAGCCACUUUGUGGUUAACGAUGUCCAUCAUCAUGAACCGUUCACUGAUAUCUUGCUGGGCGAAUUGCGUGAUGCAUUGAAUAAGAGUUUGAAUUUUCGCAUAAUUCUCCUCUCCCAAUUGGCCAGCCCAACGAAAUAUAUUAAUUUUUUUGGCGAGGGCGCUGAACUUAGCAUGGAACGUCUUCACUUAACUGGUCCCCGGAUUUCUUAUCUGGAGGAUAUACACAGUUGCAUUGCAUUGGCCGGUAUACAUAAGGGCCCGGACAUCUACAAGGAUUUACCCCAAGUAUUUAGAAAUAAGAAUCAAAGAAAUGAACAAAUGGACAAGUGUUUGCAGGUCUACGAGGAAUUGGGAACAGAUGUAUCCAUACGUCCUUUUCUCUAUGCCAUCAACUAUGAGCUAGUACCUAUAAAUUAUAGACAUUCGAUUAGUGGAAAGACAGCCGUUCUUAUUGCCUCCCAAUUAAAUAAUGCCAGACAUCUACGUCUCUUGUUGUAUAUGGGUGCCGAUCCCUAUAUGGUAGAUGAGCAGCAUCAGAAUGCCAUUUCAUUGGCCGCCAUGAAGGGUAACAGCGAGUGCAUCGAUGUCCUUAAUAACUACAGUCUGCAUGGUUAUGUGGUUAAGAACGCCAAGCCCGAAUUCAUUGACUACGAUUUGAUAAUCGACAUAAUGUACCUUCUAGCCACCAAGCCGGAAUUUUCUCCAGGAAACAUUUUAAUUAUUUUGCCCAGUUAUUAUCAUAUUGUUAAAUUGAACUACAUGUUGUUGAGCCAUUGUUUAACCGAGAAUUUGCAAGAGUUUUCCAUAUUCCUAUUGCACGAGGACAUGACCAAGGAGUAUGUAGAUACCAUAAUAAAUGCACGCUCUGAUACCGUGAUGGUUGUCCUGGCCACAGAGAUAAUUGAAUCGUUGCCCUUGCCGAUUUCAUUUAAAUAUGAAAUUGAUACGGCAUGUCAAAGGACAUCCGUGUAUGAUAGUAAUAGCUAUUGUGUCUAUGACAGAUAUGAAUGGGUGGCCAAGGAUUGUCUGUUUCGCAGGCAACUGCUACUCGAUGCCGAAGCUAAAGAUACCCAUUGCUUUCGUUUAAUAUCGAAAAAUGCCUGCGAAGUGCUAAAUGAGACAAGUCGACCACUACUACAGUCAAUGCAGCUGGACAAGAUUUGUUUGUUGGUCAAAUUGCUAUCGCCAUAUACAGUGAUUAGUGAAUAUUUGAGCUUUGCCAUUUCGGCACCACCAUUGAUAAAUGUACAUCAUACGGUUCAGAUUCUAAAGAAAAUCGAAGCUUUGAAUGAUGGCGAAGAAGUCACCUGGCUUGGAUGUCGACUGUUGGAUAUUCCAGUUCCCUGCCAGUUGGGACGUACUUUAAUUUUUGGUAUUUUACUUAGAUGUUUGGACCCAAUAUUGACCAUAGUAAGCGCCAUGGUCAAUACAGAUCCAUUGGGUAUUCCAUUUAACGAGGACAUUGAUCAACUGUGGGAUAGAUUCACAAUUUAUAUACAAUGUCGCAUUAAGAAUGAACGUGCUCGUCUGGCUGAGAAUCAAUAUUCCGAUCAUUUUAUUUUCGUUCGUCUAUUUCAAGAAUGGCAUUCUCGUAUGACCAAGAAACCGACUACAUUCUUGUGCUUGACCGAUGAAUAUGAUUUUGUACUCAAUGGCCUGAUGGAGCGGGUUCAUGCAACACGUUGUGAAAUUGUCCGUGCACUGGAACAAGCUAAUUUAAUUCAUAGUGAAGGAUCGCUGAGCUUGGAAACGAUUAAUUUAAAGUCAGCCAGUUGGCCCACUGUUAAGGCAGCCCUGACCGGCGGAAUGUAUCCAAAUAUUUGUGCUGUGGACAAUGAGAGAAAUUGUCUAAAGUCAGCAUAUUCGGUCAAUGUUCAUUUGCAUCCCAAUACAGUGUUACGUGACUUUUUGGAACCCUUUACCAAGUCAGCUCAAAAAUUUCGCACACCCUGGAUUGUCUGUUCGAAGCAGAAAAAUCAUAUUGUAUAUGCCUCUGUGGUUGUUCCUAUGGCGGUUGCCCUAUUUGCAGGUUCUAGCCAUUUGCGUUCCUCUCAGGUUUGUGAUACGAAUCCUGCAACAAAUGAUCGCAAUGUACAAUUAUUUAUUGAUGAAUGGAUCUGGAUGGUUAUGCCAAAAUCUGUAAUCGAAUUAGUUAUGAAGACACGACAAUAUUUCUUUAAAUCGUAUCAUUAUCUGUUGAAAUACUGUAGCCAGCCGGAAAUGUGGUCACGUAAUGCGAAUUAUUCCCUUUUGUAUGAUACAUUGGCCACUGCAUUUGAGAAUGAGGAAACUGAGGCUGGGUUUCAAAAAAUUUCUGAAAUUGACUAUCAGCCAUUCGUGAAGAUUACCAAUAAUUAUAUAUUGGCUGUAAAUCAAAAUUUUAGUUGGAAUCAGGAGAUUGAUGAUAAUUUUGAUCUAACUCAGAGAGCAGCGCCCUAUGAUCUAAACACACAUUUUGUAGAGAGACAAUUCUUUUUGUUGCACACCAAGGAAUCCGCUGAUGAUUUCUUUCUCAAUAUCAAUGAAGCUUACAUUGAGAGAGUACUUGGAAAAUUUGCACGACCAAUUGAGUCACCAAAUAGGCAUAUAUUUGUAAUACUCUAUAGCAAAAAUCCAGAUGUAAUGCUUAGCGUUAGUCGGGCUAGAACCCUAAAUGGUGAAUUUACAUUAAAGGAAUACUUUCGUAAUACGAUUCCUGUAUACGAAAUGUUGGAGGCAUGUGCAACAAUUAAUGUAAAUGUACCCAAUUUCGAUGGACGUUUAAUAUCAUGCCUUAUUGAUAAAAGAGUUGGAAAACUAAUAAUGGAUUUGUUUGCCUUUCGUCAUCAUUGGAUUCAUAAGAGACAUUCGUUCCGUACGGAUGAUUUUUCGGAUUCUGAAUUGGCCUCUCAAUUUCAAUUUCUAUUGCGGGAUAAUAAUUUAAUAGCUCGUAUCCAAAACGUGUAAUUAACUCACUCUGGAUAUGAAUUGAAUGAAAGAAUGUAAUGAGGAUGACGCCAAAAAAAAAAAGAAAAUCGAUUGAUUUUAUAUUUAUACACUUUACUACUAUGAACUUUUGGUUAUCUCUUACUAAACUUUACUUAACUGUCCCCAAAAAUAAUCAAAAAUGAUGUGAAAUAAGAAAAUUUUUU